AUGCGAUAUAUUCAAGUGUGUCAGGCACUGUAUGAUUAUGAGGCUCGGACAGAAGACGAACUCAGUAUAAAGCAAGACGAUAUUCUGUAUGUGAUUGAGAAAGAAGACGAUGACUGGUGGAAAACUGAAUUAAAGCAAAACACCGGGGAAGAACAAGGACCGAUUGGUCUAGUGCCUGCUACUUAUCUUGAAGAAGUACAACCUAUUGGAAGAGUGCGUGCAGAAUAUGACUAUGUAGCUCAGCAAGAAGAGGAAUUGUCGUUUGAAGAAGGUGAUGAGAUGGUGUUAUUAGAAAAAGACGACCCAGAUUGGUUUCUUGUCAAGUCAAGCAAAGGUGACAUUGGUCUGGCACCUAGUAACUAUGUUAUCAGCCUUGACGACCAUCAACCUGAGCAACUUGACGAACCCCCAGUCACAACACCUGUUCCUGCUCCUCCUGCUCCUCCUGCUCCUUCAGUAACAGCACCUGUUCCUCCUCCUCCAGUACAACCUAUCUUGUCUCAACCUACUGGCUCCACAACGCGAGAAAUAAUUGCCGAUGAAGCACAAUCUUGGAAUGUGCAGGAAUAUGAUCCAGCCAAAAAGAAGAAGAAGAAAGGAAAGGGCAGCUUGUUUAUUGGCAAUGGCAUGAUUUGUUAUGGCAGUGAGACAGAUAAAGCAUCUCCUGUUCAACAGUAUCCUAUUUUAGAUGUCACCAAGUAUCUUUAUGAUGGCAAGAAUUUGCAUAUUGAAAUAGAAGGUACUAAACAAGCUGUAUUGGAUCUUCAAGCUUCUUCUAAAUCAGAAGCAAAAGCGAUUCUUGUUAAAAUUGCUGAUUCUAUAAGAGCUGCUCAAGCAUCCAAUACACAUUUAAACCAACAACAACAACAACAACAACAACAACAAAUGGCUUCUCCUGCAGCAGCCAUUACACCCCAUAUUGAACAACAACAGCAACCAGAGGAAGAAGUAGAGGAAGAGGAAGAGGAAUCAAACUGUAUUCCAAAAUGGGGUAUUUCCCUUUAUUCUUUCCAAGCAGAAGGUGGCGAUGAAUUGUCUGUUGAAGAGAAUGAGCAAUUGUAUGUCCUGGAUUACGAAAGAACAGAUGGUUGGUGGCGUGUUCAAAAAGUAGAGGGUGAAAUUGGCUUAGUACCUUCCUCUUAUAUUCAAUUUGACGAUGAAGAAAAUGAUGAGCACACUACUGCUGCUGCUGCUGCUGCUGCUAUUGCACCUUCCAUUCCCCGUGUUGAAGAUAAAGAAGAAAUCAGAAGAAGACGAGAAGAAGAAGAACGAGCUUUAUAUCAACAACGUCUUGCGGAAGAAGAAGAACGAGAACGUAUUCGACGUCAUGAACAAGAAGAAAAUGAACGUAAAAGACGCCGCCAAGAAGAAGAAGAAGAAGAAAAAAGACGUAAAGAAGAAGAAAGACGUCGUGAAGAGGAAGAAAGACGUCGUGAAGAAGAAGAAAAGCGUCGACAGGCUCAAGAAGCAGCGAAACGUGCUGAACUGGCUCGUCAAAAACAACUGGAAGAAGACUAUAAACGUAAAGAAGCUGAACGUAAAGCGACUCUUGCUCGAUCUGCUUCUAAAUCCAACCGUCAUCAAGACUUGCCUAAGCCUGACCCAACCAAGAUCAGAACAUGGACAGACCGUAGUGGUUCGUUUAAAGUAGAAGCUCAAUUCAUUGACUAUCAUAAUGGAAAACUACGUCUUCAUAAACUGAAUGGUGUCAAGAUUGAUGUGCCUGUUGAAAAGAUGUGUGCCGAUGAUAUUCGUUGGGUUGAAGAGCAUACGAGACAACCCAAGCCAGCUUCUCCUGAACCUACACCUGCCAUGCCUCCUCGUCCUCCUCAAGAGAAGAAAUUCAACGAUAGAUGGGACUGGUUUGAUUGGUUUAUGCUUGUUGGUAUUCCUAUGCAAGCAUCACUUCAAUACGCUUCUGCCUUUAAAGUUGAAAAACUAGAUGACAGUGACAUUCAGAACUUGACACAUAAGCAGAUGAAGACAUUAGGUCUUAAAGAAGAACAUGUACAACGCAUUCAACGGUACAUUGAAACAGGCAAGCCUGAAGCAUCUGAACAAGAGCUAGAUGAACAAAAGACAAGAGAGCUUCAGAUUGCUAAAGAUGAAGAGUAUGCUAGAAAACUUCAAAGCGAAAUAGAGGCGAGAGAAAAGCCAACACGAUCUGCUUCUGUCUCUAGACCUAAACCCAGUGUAUCUGCACCUAAAGAUGUUCACCCUGAUCUGUUAGACUUUAUUGGUGGUCAAUUAAACAGUUCUGAUGGUAAAGGAAAAGAACCCGAAAAACCUGCAGGAGAUUUGAUGGGCUUCAAUGAUGAUGCCUGGGCUCCUCGUAAAGAUUCUAGUUCUUUUGUUGCCUUAACUCCUGCCAAGACACCAGCAGCUGUUCCUCCUCCUCCUCCUCCACCACCAACUCAACCACCUCAACCCACUGGACCUACACCUGAAGAAAUCCAAGCUGCUGAAGCUGAACGCAAGCGUAGAGAAGAAGAAGAGCAGAUCCAUAAGAUCCAAUUAAUGGCUUUACAGAAACAAGCCAAAGAACAACAGAAACAAUUAGAAGAGCUACAAAAGCUGACGCAGCAACAGUUAGAACUUCAAAAGCAAUUAGCCAUGCAGACAGGCACUCAACAACAACAACAGCAACAGCAACAACAAAUGUUACAGUUACAAGCUCAACAACAGCAAUUGCAACAGCAAUUAGCCCAACAGCCACCUCAAUUGCAGCCCUCAUUUGCUGCUCAACCUACUGGAUUCAAUGCUCAACCUACUGGAUUCAAUGCUCAACCUACUGGAUUCAAUGCUCAACCUACUGGAUUCAAUGCUCAGCCUACUGGAUUCAAUGUUCAACCCACUGGAUUCAAUGCUCAACCCACUGGAUUCAGUGCCCAGUCGAAUCAGCCUGUGGGUAGUGCUGGUCGUCCAAGACCCACACCCAGCAAUAGACUUUCUUCUGAUCCUACACUUGGUCAAUGGCAGCCAUCUGUACCCCAACAGCCUCCAUCCUCUUCUUCUUCUUCGCCAUGGCAAGGACUCCAACCUCAAAUGACAGGUUUCCCUGCUUCCAAUCAACCCGUAGGCGGAUAUCAACAGCAAACAGCGCCUCUUUCUUCUGUUCUGCCUCCACCUUUGGUACCUCACUCUUCUCCUGGUCCCGCUGCUGGACAGCAAGGCGAAUUUAACAAUCCAAUUCAAAGAACACAAACCAUGAGUGCUCAACCUACAGGUAGACAUUGGGGCACUGCUACUCCUGCGAAUCCAUUUGGCUCGCCCACACUCUCUCCUUUACAAGCUCAAAUGACAGGUGUUCAAUUCUCUACUCCUAGUCCUCAAGCAUUCCAUCAAAGUCCUUUACAGUCUCAUCAACCGACUGGUUUUAUGCAACCUCAAAUGACAGGAUUCCAACCACCGCAACAAGCUGGAAAUAAUAUCUUUACUCCUCAAGGAUCCAUGCAAUACGGACAAUCUGCUUUCCCUGCUCAACGUCCUUGGUAA
Messenger RNA from Gilbertella persicaria, 3495 nucleotides. RefSeq lists its product as uncharacterized. The record is from RefSeq and is a predicted model, not a curated record. NCBI's taxonomy places the organism in Eukaryota, Fungi, Mucoromycota, Mucoromycetes, Mucorales, Choanephoraceae. The transcript has 5 exons. Bases 1 to 3495 code for a protein of 1164 amino acids. Gene Ontology annotation, molecular function: ubiquitin binding; cytoskeletal protein binding; protein-macromolecule adaptor activity.